Messenger RNA from Lathyrus oleraceus (garden pea), 390 nucleotides. RefSeq lists its product as uncharacterized. The record is from RefSeq and is a predicted model, not a curated record. Lineage: Eukaryota; Viridiplantae; Streptophyta; Magnoliopsida; Fabales; Fabaceae. The coding region runs from base 1 to 390 and encodes 129 amino acids. The transcript has a single exon.
AUGCAUAAGAGUUAUCAUGAUGCAAGAAGAAAAGAUUUGGAAUUUAAGGAAGGUGAUCAUGUGUUCCUUAGAGUUAAUCAUGUGACGGGCAUUAGACUUGCGCUGAAAUCGAAGAAGCUGACUCCUAAAUUUAUUGGUCCAUAUCAAACUUUUCAGAGAACUGGGGUUGUUGCUUAUAUAGUGACCUUACCACCUAAUCUUUCGAAUUUAAAUGACGUGUUCCAUGUAUCAAAACUUUGGAAAUAUAUUCACGAUCCAUCUCAUGUGAUUAGGAUGGAUGAUGUGCAAGUGAGGGACAACCUUAUGGUAGAAGCAUUUCCCGUGAGAUUUGAGGAUCGGAAAUUGAAGAAGCUGGGAGGAAAAGAGAUUGCUCUAGUGAAAUUUGUUUAG